Molecule: messenger RNA, 560 nt
Organism: Phoenix dactylifera (date palm)
Lineage: Eukaryota; Viridiplantae; Streptophyta; Magnoliopsida; Arecales; Arecaceae
Product: nuclear transcription factor Y subunit C-2-like
Biological process (GO): regulation of transcription by RNA polymerase II
Cellular component (GO): nucleus
Molecular function (GO): protein heterodimerization activity; DNA-binding transcription factor activity, RNA polymerase II-specific; RNA polymerase II cis-regulatory region sequence-specific DNA binding
Source: RefSeq, a predicted model, not a curated record
CACACGCCAAUCUAUAGCCAUGCGGCAGGCCGGAAACUACUCGGGCAUCCUCUCCGGUGGAUUGUCCGGGAGAACCGGCCCUCACUCGCUCCCACUGGCAAGGAUAAAGAAGAUCAUGAAGAGGUCAGGUGAUGGCGUGAAGAUGAUAUCAGGGGAGGCGCCCAUUGCGUUCUCCAAGGCAUGCGAACUCUUCAUUGAGGAGCUCACGCAGAGGGCGUGGAUGGUGACCCUCCAAGGCAAGAGGAGGACCCUCCACAAGGAGGAUGUUGCAGCUGCUGUCAUGGCCACUGAUGUCUUUGACUUCCUCGUCGAGAUGGUGUCUGAUUCUAAUGGCACUCAGAUCGAUGCCCCCAGCUACCAAGUCCGACACCACGGUGGUGAAAAGAUAGAUCGUACGUGAAGCUCCCAUCUAAAACCCUCCCUCUGAAAGGAAUGGGAGAGGAUACCGUUCGCACUUGUUAUCCCGUUUGUUUGCAACUCUUUGGACUGUAAGAGCAUGAAAGAAAGAAGACAACCAAGCGAAAUGCAAUUCCUUAUCUUUCAGUAAUUUCAACUUUUUU